Pipistrellus kuhlii (Kuhl's pipistrelle) is the source of this 1279-nucleotide messenger RNA. It is a transcript of the gene PRRX2, whose product is annotated as paired related homeobox 2. Gene Ontology annotation, biological process: regulation of DNA-templated transcription. Gene Ontology annotation, molecular function: DNA binding; DNA-binding transcription factor activity, RNA polymerase II-specific. Bases 208 to 933 code for a protein of 241 amino acids. The record is from RefSeq and is a predicted model, not a curated record. NCBI's taxonomy places the organism in Eukaryota, Metazoa, Chordata, Mammalia, Chiroptera, Vespertilionidae. The transcript is spliced from 4 exons.
GGAGCGGCGCGGUGUGAGCGACUGGGGAGCCGAGCGGAGCGGAGCCGGAGAGCGGUCCCCGACGCCAGCGCCGGGCGGGCCGGGGCCGCGGAGCCGGGGCGGGCGGCGCGGGGGAGCGCGGCGGGGGGCGCGCUGGCUGCGACCCCGACCCCCACCCCGACCCCCUCCCCGCCGGCGGCGCGGCCCGGGGCCCCGGGGCCCGUGGACAUGGACAGCGCGGCCGCCGCCGCCUUCGCCCUGGACAAGCCGGCGCUGGGCCCGCCGCCCUCCGCGCCGGGGCCGGGCGACUGCGGCCAGGCGCGCACCAACUUCUCGGUGAGCCACCUCCUGGACCUGGAGGAGGCGGCGGCCCGGCGCGCCCCGCGCCCCGCGGGCGCCGAGGCGCGGGAGCCGUCCGCCGGCAGCAGCGGCAGCGAGGCGGCGCCGCAGGACGGCGAGUGCCCCAGCCCCGGGCGCGGCGCCGCCAAGCGGAAGAAGAAGCAGCGGCGGAACCGCACCACGUUCAACAGCAGCCAGCUGCAGGCGCUGGAGCGCGUGUUCGAGCGCACGCACUACCCCGACGCCUUCGUGCGCGAGGAGCUGGCCCGGCGCGUCAACCUCAGCGAGGCGCGCGUGCAGGUCUGGUUCCAGAACCGCCGCGCCAAGUUCCGCCGGAAUGAGCGGGCCAUGCUGGCCAACCGCUCCGCCUCGCUGCUCAAGUCCUACAGCCAGGAGGCCGCCAUCGAGCAGCCCGUGGCCCCCCGGCCCACCGCCCUGAACCCCGACUAUCUCUCCUGGACGGCCUCGGCCCCCUACAGCACAGUGCCGCCCUACAGCCCGGGAGGCGCCAGCCCGGCCGCCCCGGGGGUCAACAUGGCCAACAGCAUCGCCAGCCUCCGCCUCAAGGCCAAGGAGUUCAGCCUGCACCACAGCCAGGUGCCCACCGUGAACUGAGCCGGCCGCCGGGACCCUGCCUCCUGGGCGGCGGCCGAGGCGAGGGCGGGAGCCGCAGAGCCGCCACCUCCUGUCCCGGCUCAGGCCUGCUGGGUGGGCCCUCCCGGCCCUGCCCUCCAGCCCGGACCCUGGGCCUCCCUCCAGCUCGCACCCUGGACCCGAGGCGGCUGAGACGCCGGCCGGAGCCCUGCUCAGCCCCUCGUCCGCCACCAGGACUUGGCCCGCGCCCCUGGCAGGGGCUGGGCCGGAAGGUGAACGGGAGCUCACCAAUGACCUCACUUACGUUGUGUAUUAAAACCAAAUAGCUUUUGUCUUUAAGAAAUAAAGAAUGGUUUACGCCCCAAAA